Molecule: messenger RNA, 1101 nt
Organism: Corylus avellana
Lineage: Eukaryota; Viridiplantae; Streptophyta; Magnoliopsida; Fagales; Betulaceae
Product: ras-related protein RABC1
Molecular function (GO): GTPase activity; GTP binding
Source: RefSeq, a predicted model, not a curated record
CAUUUAUAGUCUUUACCAGCAGUUUCUUUUCUCGGAAGAUUUGCCUUUCAACUCAAUCAAUCUCUCCAAACCUCAUUCUCUCUCUCUGAUCUUCAUCUCCUCUUUCUGGAUUUCCUCUCGUUUCAGAUCCUUAUUAGGUGCACCGUUGCUGGUUGUGGUGUUGGAGGAAAUCAGGUUCUAUCUUUUGGGUAAAAGCAUUGUUUGAGAGUGAACUCCAAUGGGAACGCCUUUGAAUCAGCCCGAGUUUGAUUACUUGUUCAAGUUGUUGAUGAUUGGGGAUUCGGGGGUUGGGAAGAGUAGUCUUCUUUUGAGUUUUACAUCCGAUUCGUUUGAAGAUCUGUCGCCCACAAUUGGUGUUGAUUUCAAAGUAAAAUAUGUUAAUGUUGGUGGCAAAAAGCUGAAGCUUGCAAUCUGGGAUACAGCUGGUCAGGAGAGAUUCAGAACAUUGACAAGUUCAUACUACAGAGGUGCACAAGGAGUCAUUAUGGUUUAUGACGUAACAAGGCGAGAAACCUUUACAAACCUCUCUGAGGUGUGGGCCAAGGAAAUAGAUCUUUACUCGACAAAUCAAGACUGCAUCAAGAUGCUUGUUGGCAACAAGGUUGAUAAGGAAAGCGAUAGGGUUGUAACAAAGAAAGAGGGAAUAGACUUUGCUAGGGAAUAUGGAUGCCUAUUUACUGAAUGCAGUGCUAAAACUCAAGUUAAUGUACAGCAGUGCUUUGAAGAGCUUGUUUUAAAGAUAUUGGAUACACCUAGCCUCCUAGCUGAGGGCUCUAAAGGGAUGAAAAAGAACAUCUUUAGAGAGAAGCCCCCGCAGCCUGAUGCAUCCACAGGCAGUUGUUGCUGAUGCUGAUUAUCCGCCUCUCGUUUCUCCAACUUCCGGAUCUCUAACCAGUAUUUUGAUUCUUCUCCGAAUCAUUGAAGAAGUGUUUUUUUUAAAAAAAAAUGAUUAUUUGACAUUAAUUGCAAGUUACAUGUAAAAUAGUGUUGUGAUUUCUGCUUUGGAGACUAUUUAUAUGCAAUAUUGAAGUAUCCUUAGUAUAAGCCCGGAAGGAAUCACCGAUCGAUUAUAUUGAUUCUAUGCGAUUGUACAAAAGAGUU